AUGUUAAAAGAUCUUAUCGAACGUGAGAACUCCGUGGAGACGAUUACCUCCUUUAAUACAGGGGAUAGUUGCUCGACGGUGUCUCCGAGGAGCUCGGAGGACGACCUCGAACCCCCCGAACCGGCCGAUUUGCACGGAUUUCCUUUCGUUUCAGCGCAUGCAUACGCACUUCGGGGGUACGACGUGCAGGCGGUAGAUUCCAACGCGGUCGACCCGCACCCCACUUCGUCUGUUACUCUGACGCUUCGAUGGGGCUUCUCAGCGCCGCGAGCACACCUUCCAACAACGAACGGCGGCAGUUUCACUCCUUCCUCGGGUUCCUCUCCGAUGGUGUUUCGUGAAGGCCUCGCGCGGCUUGUUUUUCCGCUCCCCGAGGAAGCCGUACGUUGGACAGAUCGGCGUCUUGCUCUGGUGUUGGCUGUUAAUCGUGAUCUUAUCUCUAAAUGUGCUUCACUUCCACCACAACAGUGGAAGUCGGGUGGUUCAAACGAAGAAGCAGCUAAUGCAGGAGCUAAGGAAUGUCUUCAUGGGUUGAAGUCGACCGAUCUCGCCAGUCUCCCGAGAGAGGGCAUGCAAUUAACGCUUUAUUUCACUCAGAGAGAAAUGUUAAGUCCACCUAAUGUGAAGAUGAGCUCAGAUCCUCAUGCUCAACCUUACCUUUGCCAAUCUUUUGACUUGGUGAGCUUUACAACUGAAGGCACUGAGGCCCUUUGUGGGGUACCCUUGAAACCCUUUCACCGCUACCACCUAAAAUAUCACCCUGAACGAGGGAUUGAGCUCAAUUUGAACAAGCAUUUCGUUCUACACCUGUUUGAUCAUUCAAAAACCCAUUUAGGGAAAAAGGAGUGCGUUUCCGCGCCCGUUCACCCGAAUGUUGCGUUCGAAGUGGGCAAACGAGUCAGCAAGCGUCCACGUAAAAACCGAGUUUCGGGAGAAGCCUCCCGCACGUCUGUUGGAGCUGCUGCCCUUGCGCAAGGGGGUACCCGACCUCCACGAAAACGGAGCACCGUUCAACGGGCACCCCUCCCUCCUCCAGUCGAGCACUCCUCCAUUGAUUCCUUCCCUCCCUUUUCGUCGGAAUCGGGAAAAAGCGACGAGGUGGUGAGAGCUCCCCUUUUACGUCGCAGAAGGGUGCUUUUCACCACCGGGUUGCGUCUAAACCCCUCUCAGGAGCGUGCUUGCGCGGGGUUGGGGUUUGUCAUGAAUCCAUCCCUGGCAAAGGCGCGAGAGGCCUCAAUCUUGGUCGUUCAGGCCCCGCUCAUGCGCAGCGUUAAACUUCUCACCGUUCUUCCGUAUAUCAACGCGUUGGUGGAUCGGCGGUGGCUGGAUGACGUGCUCACGCAAGGAAAUCCGCAGCUCCCGGUUGAGCCCUACGCGUACGCGGAGAACAAACGCGAGGGCGGGAUUGAGCACACCAACGGAUUUUCCAUCGAGCGCACCCUCCGUAUCCCGCUUGAGCAGCGACAACGAUUGUUCGCGGAGCAUGUAUUUUGGAUCCAUCCCUCAGCCGCGCCGCAGGAACCCCCUAUGAACGAUUUGCACUCCGUUUUAACGGCCUCAGGUGGAAAGAUUUCCAAAAGCAUAACGGAGGCUAGUAUUUGGGUGCUACCCUCCCGUACUCCAUCUGUAGCUUCCCUGAAGUUUAUCUCCAAAACCCUGAUGUGUGAAGAGAUCGCGAACCAACGACGUUAUCCGCGCCGCACGGCCGUUUCUGAGGAUGAGGUGCCUCUUUCGAAUCUUUUAAGCUCUUCCGUGGGCAUCGUUGUACCCGAUGAUAUCUUUCGCAGUGUCUUGCAGCAGGAGGAUUUGGGUACCUUUGCGCUUCAGAUCAGCAGCAUAGCAUCUAAACUGGUGCUUACGAAUACGAAAAAACGAAUCUGCACUCCACAACGCAAGGCUGCUAUCCGAGUAAGCGAAAAUACUACAGGCGUGAGCAUGCAUUAA
Molecule: messenger RNA, 1944 nt
Organism: Phytomonas sp. EM1
Lineage: Eukaryota; Euglenozoa; Kinetoplastea; Trypanosomatida; Trypanosomatidae
Source: the annotation of a GenBank genome assembly